Molecule: messenger RNA, 1341 nt
Organism: Sorex fumeus (smoky shrew)
Lineage: Eukaryota; Metazoa; Chordata; Mammalia; Eulipotyphla; Soricidae
Gene: NIPAL4
Product: NIPA like domain containing 4
Exons: 6
Coding region: 85-1341 (418 amino acids)
Biological process (GO): magnesium ion transport
Cellular component (GO): membrane
Molecular function (GO): magnesium ion transmembrane transporter activity
Source: RefSeq, a predicted model, not a curated record
CUGCAGCAAGCUGCCCGGGCGACAUCCACCCGCCCCGUGCGCUGCUGCGCGCGCGCACGCCCCUGCGCGCCCCGGAGGGACCCCAUGGAGCUGCGGGCGCCCAACGCCAGCUGCGAGAAUGGUUCCCUGCUCAGCCUCUACUGUUCAUCCCAGCAAGUCCUGUGCCAGGUGGUCCGCCACCUCGACCCUGAGCCGCCCGUUAACGCCACGGCCCCCCGCUGGCAGGAACGCUUCUGGAAGAGCUACAGCUUCUACGUGGGGCUGGGCCUCGCCCUCCUCUCCAGCUUCCUCAUCGGCAGCAGCGUCAUCCUCAAGAAGAAGGGGCUGCAGCGGCUGGUGGCCACUGGCGCCACGCGGGCAGUGGACGGCGGCUACGGCUACCUGAAGGACACCAUGUGGUGGGCCGGCUUCCUCACCAUGGCCGCCGGGGAAGUCGCCAACUUCGGCGCGUACGCGUUUGCGCCGGCCACGGUCAUCACGCCGCUGGGCGCGCUGAGUGUCCUCAUCAGUGCCAUCCUCUCCUCCUACUUCCUGGGCGAGUGUCUGAACCUCCUGGGGAAGCUGGGCUGUGUCAUCUGCGUGGCCGGCAGCACCGUGAUGGUCAUCCACGCGCCCUCCGAGGAGAAGAUCACCACCGUGGUCCAGAUGGCGUCUAAGAUGAAGGACACAGGUUACAUCGUGUUCUCCGUGCUUCUGGUGGUCUUCUGCCUAAUCCUCAUCUUCGUGGUGGCCCCCCGCUACGGGCAGAGGAACAUCCUGGUGUACAUUGUCAUCUGCUCGGUCAUCGGCGCCUUCUCGGUGACGGCCGUCAAGGGCCUGGGCAUCACCAUCAAGAACUUCUUCCAGGGGCUGCCUGUGGUGCGCCACCCGCUGCCCUACGUACUGUCCCUCAUCCUGGCGCUGUCACUCAGCACGCAGGUGAACUUUCUCAACCGGGCGCUGGACGUGUUCAACACCUCACUGGUCUUCCCCAUCUACUACGUCAUCUUCACCUCCGUGGUGGUCACCUCCUCCAUGGUCCUCUUUAAGGAGUGGCACAGCAUGUCCGCUGUGGACGUGGUGGGCACGCUGGCCGGCUUCGUCACCAUCAUCCUGGGGGUGUUCAUGCUCCACGCCUUCCGGGACCUGGACGUGGGCCGUGCCCAGCUGCCCCAUAUGCACAAAGCGCCCGCCCCAGCGUCCCCAGCUGACGCCUCUGCCACUGCUGUUGCCGCCGUCGGGGCCCUGACGGAGCCCACCGCCCCGCGGCUGGAGGACAAGAACGUGCUGGUGGACAAUAUCGAGCUGGCCAGCAUUGCCUCAUCACAGGGGAAGCUCCAGGAGCUUACAAUCCAUUCUUAG